Molecule: messenger RNA, 1377 nt
Organism: Pomacea canaliculata
Lineage: Eukaryota; Metazoa; Mollusca; Gastropoda; Architaenioglossa; Ampullariidae
Product: interferon alpha-inducible protein 27-like protein 2A
Exons: 4
Coding region: 333-686 (117 amino acids)
Cellular component (GO): membrane
Source: RefSeq, a predicted model, not a curated record
CCGACUGGUCCUUGAGAGGCAAGCUGACUGUGGAUGUGAACCCACAACGUGCGCCGUGCCGACACGACACGCAGACAACCUCGCAUAAAUGUUCCUAGAAAAAGAAAAUAAGAAGCUGCGUGUUCCCUCAUUGUGAACUUUCUGUUUCCAUAAAAGGAGUUGCUCGUGUGUCCUCCAAUCCCCUCUUUGCACGCGAGAAGCGUGAUGAUGUCACGUGACCAAGUCUGAAGGGCAGGUGCGACUAGUAAGACUGUACAACCACUCACUUCUUGUCACCUGCAAACCUCGCAGCUUCACAGUUUGGUCUUUGGUCUGAUCGAGUGACUGUCAACAUGGCAUGCACCAAGGUUACCCUGUUGUUGGCUAUUUUGCUGAUGUUUCCAAUGACCUCUCAAGGUAUUUGCUUUGGGGACCUAUUUCUGGCGGUGACGGCAGGAGCGGCAGCUGUUGUUUUGGCUCCGGUGGCGAUCGCAGCUGUCGGAUUUGGAGCUGGAGGCAUUGCAGCUGGAUCUGUGGCCGCAGCUGCAAUGUCGACAGCCGCCACCACUGGGUACGGAAUGGCGGCGGUGUCUGCCUUCCAGUCCAUCGGAGCCGCAGGUAUGGCAGUCUCCCACAUGGCUGUGGUAGGGGGAGCUGUGGCUGGCACUGUGUACAGCGCAUCUGAGACCUGCGAACGCAACUGUUGAGUCACGUGACCUCGUCCAGCAUCACACGUUUAUUUACAUCCAUUAGUAUGUUAAUCUGUGUUAAUCACUUGUCUUUACAUGUUGCCGUAGAGACCAGUUUAGAACUUUGCUUCUGGUAUCGUUUGCAUACUACUAAGUCCAGUCACGUGAUCAUUUCUGUUUUAGUUCAGGUGUGGAAAGAAAAACAAGAUCAGUAUAAUACAAUUUAACUCGAUUUGUCCCACAGUGCUAUUAACCAACUCGCACAUCUACAAAUAAUUUUUAAGAUGAGGUAAGUAUAGGCUGCAGAGUGUAAACAUAGCCUCCCCUGUACACUGGCAGACAUGUAAAUGUUUUGAUUCUGUAUUUCUGUUGUCCGCCCUUUGCUGGCUGCUGUAUUAGUGUCUGCAAUAUCUUUGUUUUUACAUUCUCUUUGAUAUGAUAGAGUAUUAUCUCUUUUAGCGUUCCUGUCUUUUGCUUCAAUUACCGAUUGUAAACUCAAAUCAGCAAAUAAUAACUGCGUUAGAUUAUUAAUCUUUCGUUGAGCAGUUUACAGGGCUAUCUGUUUAUUUGUUUACAUCGCAAAUGUGUUAACUGGUCCGUGACACCUAACGUUCAGGCUUUUUCACACAUUCCCUUUAGUGCAUUUAUGUUAAAUUCUUUGUGUAUCUUAAUUCAAGAGAGUGCAUAAUAAAUAUUUUUAAAAAUUCAA